This is a messenger RNA of Orbilia oligospora ATCC 24927, 3552 nucleotides long. RefSeq lists its product as uncharacterized. The transcript has 3 exons. Gene Ontology annotation, molecular function: ATP binding; ATP hydrolysis activity. Lineage: Eukaryota; Fungi; Ascomycota; Orbiliomycetes; Orbiliales; Orbiliaceae. Gene Ontology annotation, cellular component: peroxisomal membrane; cytosol. Bases 1 to 3552 code for a protein of 1183 amino acids. Gene Ontology annotation, biological process: protein import into peroxisome matrix. The record is from RefSeq and is a predicted model, not a curated record.
AUGCCUAUUACACAUGUCGCUCUCUCACCUUCUCCAAUACCCGCUCCAACGUCGUGUGCUUCUCCAUGGAUUGUAAUUCCGACGACUAUUCCGCCGUUAAACUCCUCUCAGUUCCCGACGAUACCGUUAUCUACGAUCCUUCUACCUGCUAGUGGAGCACCACAUCCGUUAUGGGAGGCAUUCGCAAACCAGCCGUCGCUCAGGGCCGAGAAUGGCAUCAAGUUUCCAAUCCAAUUGACAGCUACAACCCCAAUUGCCUUGACGAGCGUGGUUGUCGGCUUCUUCUCGACAGGCGAAGAAGGUUUGUUUGACGAGGAGACGAUUGAGGAAAUGAUUACAAAGGGCCUGGAUGACAUGCGAGUCGUGCAUACUGGUGAUAUUGUCCGUGUGCAAUGGAUGAGCGUGCUAGCAAGAGUUCGGCUAUGCGAGCCAGUCGACCAGGGUGUAAUAACCGAAGAUACAAAAGUUAUUGUGGUCAAGGAAUCGAGGGGAAAGAAAACUGGGGAACCAGAAGAUGGACCGCUAGCAAAUGGGAUCGACUUGAAUGGCGUAGAUGAUAGCGACAGCGACGAGGAUGUAUUAUCGCAAGGCGAUGACGACGACGAAAAUAAUGUUGACUUACCUGGAGUUUCCACGUUUAUGGAUAUUGCCACCACGUUAGGCACCCCGUCUAUCAGUACGCCGCUUAGGAAUGGACCUGGUGCUUCGAUAUCUGGACUCUCGGAUGCACCCAAGGUGGUCAAGUUUACAGCAAAGCCACUUUCUCAAAAAAUCCCGACUACCUUGCUACUUCCAACGCCACCUGCAGCGGAUGAUGCCGAAGCGAGAGUAUAUGUUAGAGUAAAUGAACUGAUGGGCCUAGGUUGCUUCAGCGGAGAUUGGAUUGGGGUGGCGAGUGACCAUGGCCUAUUUGGAGACAGACUUCCUAACGGUAGCCGUGCUUGGAGACCAGCAAAGGUUUACUCCUUACCUGAGCUCUACGCUGGAAAGGAGAAAGUCAAAGUUUUGAUGAAAGGCUGUGUCUACAUGUCUCCAUUGCUUCACGCCAAUCUGGGUUCUCCGAGCUCCGUUGUUUUGACGAAGUCCCCAUUUAUGAACCCUUCAAAUAUACAACAAGGCGCUUUGCUGUCACCAGUUACGACCGCACCUCCUAGUUCAGCGACACCCCAAAUCCCUCCUACUGCCAAGGAGGUGACUCUGCUUCGGAUAUCUACACCUAUAUCCACAGAUAGAGCUCUACAGCCGUCCCUUCUGGCUGGGCUUAAAACUUACUUUGAAACUUCACGCAAAAUGGUCAAAGUUGGAGAUCUAAUACCAGUCUUAAUCGAUGAGUCUCUAGGUCGUAACCUAUUCUCCCCAGCUGCAUUGCUACCUCCAGAUGCCGAAAAUGCAGAAGAGAUACCUGGCGCUGGUGACGAACUUCUUUACGGAUCACACGGUGGAGCAGGAAUUGGAGUUAACAAUACUGGAAAGCUUUGUGCUGCCUGGUUCCGCGUCGGCACGAUAGCACCUACCGACGAGGCUACCAACGCUUUUAGUAACGGCAUGACAUCACAACAAUGGGGUGGUGUAGCUAUCGUCGACCCAGGAAGCACAAGGAUGGUACAAGCAGGAAGCGAAAGGGGCAGGAUUCCACCGACAUUGAACAGCCCUUGGGAAUAUUAUCUUAAUAUUGUUCCGCCCCCAAUUCCGAACAACCCACCUCCAAUCCACCCCGCUCUCGAGCUCCCAAAUAAUUACAUAUCUCCUGUGCAUCGCCGACUGCGAGAGCUAAUCUCAGCCGCUACAUCAUUGCGUUCUAUUAAGCUUGGGCUUGCACCAUUAGCGGUGCUAUUAACAUCCACCCAGCGCUCGAUCGGAAAGAGAUUGCUUGCCUACCGUGCGGCUUCCGAUGUUGGUGUUCACAUCUUCCACAUUGACGCUUACGAUAUCAUUGGCGAAGGUGGACAAGCUAGCGAUGUCAAGACCGAAGCAUACCUCCGAGCUCGUUCUGAACGAGCUGCGUCUUGCGGUAUUGAAAAUUGCGUGCUACUCAUCAGCCAUAUCGAAGCAUUUACUGCUGAGAGAAUGGCUGAGGCCCUACGGGAUAUCGUCGCAGAUAUGAGAAUUGUCAUUGCCACAACGACAGAUGUGGAUAAGGUACCUGAACCUGUAAGAAAUGUGUUUACACACGAACUCGAGGUUGGAGCACCAGAUGAGGGUGAGAGAACUGGGUUACUGAGACAGAUAACACAAGAAAGAGGUGUACGACUAGCAAAGGAAAUUGAUCUCAGCACAAUCGCUCUCAAAACCGCAGCCUUGGUAGCCGGUGAUCUCGUUGAUGUGGUGGAAAGAGCUAUGACGGCAUGCAGUGAGAGGAUGGAAGGGUUAGCCGCAGAAAUGGAAGGGGUUACUGUGAGAGAUAUACAACUGGCGGGCGGAGAUGCUAGCUGUCUCAAUAAACAGGAUUUUGAGGCUGCUGUUGACGCUGCGAGAAAGAACUUUGCGGAUAGCAUCGGUGCACCGAAGAUUCCCAAUGUGUCCUGGGAUGAUGUCGGUGGAUUAGCGAAUGUCAAGAGUGCGGUUAUGGAAACCAUUCAGUUGCCGUUGGAGAGGCCAGAGUUAUUCGCAAAGGGCAUGAAGAAGAGGAGUGGUAUCUUAUUCUACGGGCCCCCGGGUACCGGAAAGACACUUCUUGCCAAAGCGAUUGCUACGGAGUUUUCCCUUAACUUUUUUUCCGUCAAGGGUCCGGAGUUGUUGAACAUGUAUAUUGGAGAGUCUGAAGCCAACGUCAGAAGGGUUUUCCAACGUGCUCGCGAUGCCAGGCCUUGUGUCGUGUUCUUUGACGAACUGGAUUCCGUGGCUCCGAAGAGAGGAAACCAGGGUGAUUCCGGUGGUGUCAUGGACAGAAUUGUGUCCCAGCUUCUCGCUGAAUUGGACGGUAUGAGUGAAGGAAAAGAGGGCAGCGGUGGCGUGUUCGUGAUUGGCGCAACCAAUCGUCCGGACUUGUUAGAUCCUGCUUUGCUUAGACCUGGUCGAUUCGAUAAGAUGUUGUUCUUGGGUGUCUCCGAUACUCAUCAUAAGCAAUUGACUAUAUUGGAGGCGUUAACAAGGAAAUUCACUUUGCAUAACUCAUUAUCCCUUGCAAAGAUUUCUGAGACUUUGCCCUUUACAUACACCGGUGCAGAUCUUUAUGCCUUGUGCUCAGAUGCAAUGUUGAAAGCUAUCACACGUCAGGCAUCAAAAGUUGACCAGAAGAUCAAGGAGAUGGAGAACCCCGUUUCUACCGCAUACUUCUUCGACUACUUAGCAACGCCUGAUGAUGUAGCAGUGGCUGUUACAGAAGAUGACUUCAUGGAAGCAAAGAAGGAGUUAAUUGGAAGUGUUAGUCAGAAGGAAUUAGAGCACUAUGACCGGGUUAGGCAGAUGUUCGAGACGGUCGAUGAGAAGAAGGGUGACGCAACGGUUGAUAAAAAGGGGAAGGGGAGAGCAAUAGAGAUUAUGGUUGAUGGCCCUGGUACAGGCGGAGAGGGUGCUUUUGGAGACGACGGCGACGAAGAAGGGUUGUACUAA